Messenger RNA from Orbicella faveolata, 2678 nucleotides. RefSeq lists its product as uncharacterized. The record is from RefSeq and is a predicted model, not a curated record. NCBI's taxonomy places the organism in Eukaryota, Metazoa, Cnidaria, Anthozoa, Scleractinia, Merulinidae.
UGGUUUCGCACGAAGACUCGUUUUCACACAGAGGCGAAAGACAACUCGGAAAUGGCCUAUUUCUCUUUCCUUCGGAAAAUGAUCUGGCUCUUUUCUGAUACAUACAUUUUCUACCGUUGGGAACUCUCCAAUGCGUCAUUAUUAGCUCUUGCUGCACUCCUAUUAAACCAAUAAUCUUUAAGAGCGACCAACGUAGAUAUCAGUUGAAUUCUCGUUUCAAAAUUACUUCACUGUCAAGCAAACAUGUGACGUGAAUAAAUAGGCAUAUUGUCUUCAUGAACGCCAGUUAUCCUCGUGACAACAAAAAAGAAAUAUGUGUCGUUUAUUAUGACAGGAAUCAGAAUAUUUUAGGCUUGUGAAAGUGUCUAAAGACUACUAAUUGAAAAAUUCGAUUUUUUUUGAUACCUUUCUUUCAAUUGUGAGUCUUUUUUAAGGCAGGCUCUAAAACCUCUAAUGGAGAAUCUUAAGUGCAUUAUGGAUCACUCGUGUAAGAUUAUUAGUUUUAUUAUCACUCAACUUUGAACAGAAAAGAAUAACAAUUAACGUUUACGUUGUAAGACUAAACGUAUGCAAUUAUGAGGUGAUAAAGCUUGUCGUAUUUUGCUUUCACAAUGAAAUAAUGAAUCUUUGAAUAUUUAUGAAACAGCGUAAUACGUAUCAUGCAUUAACUUGCUUUUCAUGUAAACAACACAAAGAAGGGCGCCUUUGAAAAACGAUCUUUCAUACUUCAUCAACGAAAUUUUCGAUCAAAUACGCAUUAAUUGAGUUGUAUUCUUUGUUCCCCGCUUAGUAAUUACGAUCAUUUCACACUCUAUUGACGGUCUUAAUUAAUUCGAUGUACCUUUUGUUAGGAGCAGUUCGUGGGCAUAAGAGCGAAACAAAGGCAGGAGCAGAGUUCAAUGUACUUAUGCUUCACUUGUUUCGUGGCUGUUUGUGUACAUCUCGAGUGAUCAAUAUUUUAGAAAUUUUCGUGUCAGUUAAGUCAAAUAUUUGAUGACGGAAAGUCAGUUAUUUUCUCUUUCGUAACGGACGUUUCAGAUGUUUCGCCUUUGAUGCUGUUUCCAGGUCUUCUUUUCAAAACCGGCUCAUUUCCUGAACGGUUUGAAGUGGAGUAAUUUUACUCGGCUUCAAUAACUUAACGAAGAGAUCAGGAAGAAGGAUUUUUUUGUUUGCUGUCAGAGCAGCGAUGAAUUUCAGCUGUCUUAAAACACAAACCUCAAAGCAAACAAGCGAAAAGCGAUCGAGGAUUAGAGAAGAAUCACUUAGCGCAUGAAACUGCGUGAGUUAAAAAUUUAAAAACGGGAUAUCGAACGGACAUCAUGGCCGAACGAAAUACUCAUUCGAAAAACGAGCUGCAGUUUGGAAAAGCCACAAUGUACGUCAUCUCUGAGCUUGGUUUACAAACAGAACCACCUAUUCACGGCAAGACAGUCGACAGCAAGGUGUUUUUCGACAAAACUGUCUUCUCAGGGAAGAAAGUGAACUUUUCGCGUAGCAGGGCGAUUGAUUUCAGCUGGAAAGAAGUUGCCAACGCAUCAGACCAAGCGGAAAGCAAGAUAAGAAUUCUAGACUUGAAUGGAUUCGCUGUCGAUGGUAGUAUAAAAAGGCAUGUCUCCUUUGAAAAAAAGCCAUCUUUUACAGGUGUUACGGGCCAACAAGAACUCCUAAACCGACCUUAUGUGUGUUUGGAAACGUCAAGAGUUGAUGAUAUGAAACAAGUUGUAAACGAAGGCAAUCCGCGUGUGGCUCGCCGGAGUGCAAUCCGUCAUGUCACGGCAGCGGGACCCAAGAAAAAAGCUACAGACGAUUUCGACAAAAUGUCGAAGCAACGACCUGAGAAAUUUAUAGAACAGCGUUUUCUCGAGAGGAAGAACGCACUGCAGUACAGUUAUGAUGUAGAUUCACUUUCAAGGGAACAGAAGGUCGGAAACUCGAAGGACUUAAGUUUAACAAAUGGUAUUACUUCUGAAAAUCAAAAUGAUUCUGAAAACCGUAUCUCUCCCCAUGGCGAUCUUGCGAUAAUAGGGAAAAAUCCUGAGAGGCCUGGAAAAUGCUAUUUAAAAAGAAUAUUUUAUCCCAAAGGAAACAGUUAUUUAAAGCCUAGCAACCCGAGAUGCUUGCCACAAAUAUCAGCGAGAUGGGAAACACAUUUCGGGGCGAUAGAUUCAGGGAAACAGGUAAAGAAAGAGAGUUCAAAUACGGCAGAAACUAUACAACAAAAUAACUCAUAUUCACGAGAAAGCAAUAAACUGCUUCUACCUUUAAAUGUAAAUCUAAUGAAAAACAGCAAGAAACAAAAACAUCAUCUAAAGUCCAUUGUUAAACUUCCGACAGUUGUCGAUAAGAAGACGGGGCAGGUUCAUUUGUCUCUUGAAGCAGUCGCUUUCGAACAGAGUGACUACAACAAAUGGUCUCGGAGACGGCAGAGGCGAAUACAGCCUGAAAACGGAAAACUAUCGGGUUUUUCUUUCCCCUUGAUCAUUAAAACCGAAAAUAAAAUAGACAGUUCUUAAGUCCAAGCGAAGAAGGCAAUAAUCGAACAUUAAUAUGACAGACACGCUGCUAGCCAUCGAUACCUAAGACUAUUUGGUGGAGCAAGUCAAAUUUUUCGUUUCAAAUUUGCAUUUCGCAAAAUUAUACAAGCCAGAGCAGAUGUUAAUAAAAGUUAAUUGAAAACU